UUAAAUCCAGGAGGUUUCGAGGAACUGAAGAGAACAGACACACAAAAACUAAAUGUACAAUUAAACCUCAUUAUUAUUAUUAUCCUCACCAUGCAGCAGAAUAAAGAGAACAGGAAGCCCAGAGCUGUUAAUACACAGGCUGCAGGUGUUGGUCCACUCAGAGUUGGGAUGAAUCCGACAGAUAUACAUGCGGUAACAGGUCCCGGGAGAGUUCCAGUGAAGUCAAACUCAAAAAGAUUGUGCAUCAAAGACUUCGACAUCGGCCGUCCGCUGGGAAAGGGCAAGUUUGGGAACGUGUACCUGGCGAGAGAACGCAAGCUGAAGGUGAUCGUGGCGCUGAAGGUGCUCUUCAAAUCGCAGAUGGAGAAAGAAGGCGUAGAACAUCAACUGAGGAGAGAAAUUGAGAUCCAGUCUCACCUCAAGCAUCCAAAUAUCUUGCGCUUCUAUAAUUAUUUCCAUGACGACGCGCGUGUGUUUCUCAUUCUGGAGUACGCUCCCCGCGGCGAGAUGUACAAAGAGCUUCAGCGCUGUGGACGAUUUGAUGACCAACGCACUGCCACUUACAUGGAGGAGUUGGCUGAUGCUCUUCAGUACUGUCACGAGAAGAAAGUGAUUCACAGAGACAUUAAACCAGAAAACCUGCUGCUGGGCUUCAGAGGAGAACUCAAGAUCGCUGACUUUGGUUGGUCUGUCCAUGCACCAUCACUACGACGGCGUACGAUGUGUGGGACGCUGGACUAUCUGCCUCCAGAGAUGAUCGAAGGUCACACUCACGAUGAGAAGGUGGAUCUGUGGUGUAUCGGCGUUCUGUGUUACGAGUGUUUGGUGGGAAACCCUCCGUUUGAGACGGCCAGCCACACAGAAACGUACAAGCGCAUCACUAAGGUUGAUCUUCAGUUUCCUAAAGUGGUGUCUGAUGGUGCUCGAGAUCUGAUCUCAAAGCUGCUGCGUCACAGUCCGUCCAUGCGUCUGCCGCUCCGCAGCGUGAUGGAGCAUCCGUGGGUCAAAUCAAACUCCCGCAGAGUUCUGCCGCCCGUCUGCAACCCGCAGGUGCCCGCAAACCACUGACAGAAACCAGACCACAUGAUCAAAGAUAGCUGGAGAUGUUCUGGUUUGUGGGAGCUGAUAUCUGACAUCUGCUCAUGAGGGAAAUAUAAGGAGACAUCAAGCAUUCGUUCUUUCCUGUUGAUUCUUUGAAAGCUUCACCUGAUUACGGUGUUUCUGUAUUGUCUCUUCUGAAUGUGUAUUUCAUGCUUUUAAAUA
This is a messenger RNA of Xyrauchen texanus (razorback sucker), 1263 nucleotides long. Its product is annotated as aurora kinase B-like. Gene Ontology annotation, cellular component: chromosome passenger complex; spindle pole centrosome; spindle microtubule. Gene Ontology annotation, molecular function: ATP binding; protein kinase activity. The transcript is spliced from 9 exons. Gene Ontology annotation, biological process: protein phosphorylation; mitotic spindle organization; regulation of cytokinesis. Lineage: Eukaryota; Metazoa; Chordata; Actinopteri; Cypriniformes; Catostomidae. Bases 91 to 1068 code for a protein of 325 amino acids. The record is from RefSeq and is a predicted model, not a curated record.